AUGACGCUUCCCAGGACGAUAAGGCCCUUCCAGCAGCCGUGGCGGGCAGGAAAGAGCGCGCACACGGUCACGCGAAUCCAUCGAUUGGAGUCGCGGAGAGGGCUGGCGGACAAGCUGUCAGAAGCGCAACCGAAGCCCAAGAGAGGCUCAUGGCGGUUCUUGAAGUGGACGUGGCGUAUCACCUAUCUGUCUCUCGCAGGCACACUCAUUUACACGGGUUAUACCAUCUACGUCGACCGUAACCCAGCCGAGCAAGCGGCGCCGGACCCAACGAAGAAGACAUUGGUGGUCCUCGGCACCGGCUGGGGCUCUGUCUCUCUCCUCAAGAAGCUCGACACCGAAAACUACAACGUCGUCGUCAUCUCGCCCCGCAACUACUUCCUGUUCACGCCCCUUCUGCCAUCAUGUACGACUGGGCUCAUCGAGCACCGCAGCAUCAUGGAGCCCAUUCGCAAUUUCCUCCGUCACAAGAAGACUUCAGUCAAAUACUACGAGGCUGAAGCGACCAAGAUCGACUACGCGAAAAAGGUUGUUUACAUCAACGAUGACUCCGAAGUCAAGGGCAGCGUGUCAUCCAAUGAAGUCCCAUUCGAUAUGCUUGUGGUCGGUGUUGGUGCUGAGAAUGCCACUUUCGGUAUUCCUGGAGUGCGCGAACAUGGAUGCUUCUUGAAAGAGGUCGGAGAUGCGCAGCGCAUUCGCAAGCGCAUCAUGGACUGCUGUGAGACUGCCACGUUCAAAGAUCAAUCUCCCGAGGAACGCAAGCGCCUGCUGCACAUGGUGGUGGUUGGCGGUGGUCCUACGGGCGUCGAGUUCGCUGGCGAAUUGCAAGAUUUCUUUGAGAAUGACCUCAAGAAGUGGAUACCCGAAAUCCAGGACAACUUCCACGUAACUCUCGUCGAGGCCCUGCCAAAUGUCUUGCCGUCGUUUUCCAAGAGCUUGAUUGAUUACACUGAGAAGACCUUUGAGGAAGAGACGAUAUCCAUCCGAACCAAGACCAUGGUGAAGAAGGUCGAACCUGAGUACAUCGAGGCUGAGUAUACCAAUGCCGAAGGAAAGAAAGUCACUGAAAAGAUCCCAUAUGGUCUCCUUGUCUGGGCUACUGGCAAUGCGCUCCGCCCUAUCGUCAAGGACCUCAUGAGCCAGAUCCCAGCACAAAAGGACUCCCGCCGUGGCCUCGCCGUCAAUGAAUAUCUUGUUGUGAAGGGUACUGAGAACGUCUGGGCCGUUGGAGACUGUGCAGUGGCCAACUAUGCUCCAACUGCACAAGUUGCCUCACAGGAAGGUUUCUUCCUUGCUCGCAUGUUCAACCUCAUGGGAAAAUCCGAGGAAAUUGAGACGAAACUCAAGGCUCUGUCUGAGGAGCAAGAAAAAGCACCAAACCAGGAGGCCAGGAAUCAGGUGUUCGAGCAGAUCAAGGAUAUGCAGAAGCGCUUACGCCGCGUGCAGCAAAUCGGACCAUUCGAGUACUCUCACCAGGGUUCUCUGGCGUACAUUGGAAGUGAAAAGGCAGUUGCUGACAUCUCAUGGCUCACUGGUAACCUUGCAAGUGGUGGUCAGCUAACGUACUUGUUCUGGCGAUCUGCCUAUCUUAGCAUGUGCUUCAGCACUCGCAACCGCAUACUCGUGAUUGUGGAUUGGAUGAAGUCUUCACUCUUUGGACGCGAUGUCUCGAGAGAGUAA
Molecule: messenger RNA, 1680 nt
Organism: Sphaerulina musiva SO2202
Lineage: Eukaryota; Fungi; Ascomycota; Dothideomycetes; Mycosphaerellales; Mycosphaerellaceae
Product: FAD/NAD(P)-binding domain-containing protein
Exons: 2
Coding region: 1-1680 (559 amino acids)
Molecular function (GO): NADH dehydrogenase activity
Source: RefSeq, a predicted model, not a curated record